Cladophialophora immunda is the source of this 3634-nucleotide messenger RNA. RefSeq lists its product as uncharacterized. The record is from RefSeq and is a predicted model, not a curated record. Lineage: Eukaryota; Fungi; Ascomycota; Eurotiomycetes; Chaetothyriales; Herpotrichiellaceae. Bases 146 to 3634 code for a protein of 1162 amino acids. Gene Ontology annotation, cellular component: kinesin complex. The transcript has 5 exons. Gene Ontology annotation, molecular function: ADP binding; protein binding.
UGUACCUCCUCGCAGAAUCGGUGCACUUGAUGACGAAGAGCUCAGGCGACUGCCAGCAUCAGAUCUCCAUCCAAGAUCCCCAAUAUCACUAGCCGGAGACCUACUGUAGAUGCUACGGGAUUGACCGAAACUCUCUUCGUUGCCAAUGUCCUGGCCCACAGCGGUGGCGGGUGGAUGGACAUCCGUCAUCCUGCUAGCGACCCUCCUCCUCUACUAUCAGCUUACGCGAGGCAUUCCAUCUCGUCAACGACCCGAACAAGCCCCACGGUCGAAGUUCGGGGUGGUACCAGUGGAUGGCUCUCGGCAGGGACUGGGAACACAGUUGCGGAGGGAUGGGGUCGAUAUCAUCUUCGUCCACGGGCUGGGGUCAAACCCAGACAGCACAUGGCUGGCACGAUCACCGCGCAACGCCACGGGGCCGCGUCAAAGAGCGGGAGUUGACGGGGAUGGAGUAUGUUGGGUUACCGAUCUCCUCAUUGCCGACAUCCCUCCGGCGGUACGCCGCAAAACUCGGAUCUUCUUCUAUAACCACGAUUCAUACUGGCAACGCGGAGCCGUUCAGACGCGGCUAUGGAAUCUCGCAGGAAAUUUACUCCAACACCUCCAAGGCAAAAUUCGACAGACCGAGGAGGAAAAAGCGCGAGAUUUGGUUUUUGUCGCAUACAGUUAUGGUGGCCUCCUUGUGAAACAGGCUUUGAUACGGGCAAAGAAUGCUGCUCUUUCUCAAGACAUCGUGAAUCGGACCCGUGGAAUCGUCUUCCUCGGGACGCCCCAUCGAGGAUCCAAUUUUACUCUGCUAGGAUCGUGGAUCGCGUGGUCUCUACGGCCGUUGGGAUCGAAUCAAACACUUCUCGAUGAGAUAACAUACGACUCGGUACACCUCCAAGACCUCCAUGAGCAAUUUGUACAGGCAACCGGCCCUAAUCUUCAGAUAUACAACUUCUUCGAAGAGCGUCCGACCUACCUCGUCGACAUCAGAUUAUUUCAGUUGAGCAAAUUUUGUGUCAAGGAACAGUCAGCGACAUACUCCGACUCCGCUCAACAUGUCUACAGUGUAGGUCUGAACGUCGAUCAUUCCGGCCUGAACAAGUUUGGGGCACGGACAGCAGCAUACGAGCUCGUCCGCGACGCACUGAUGCAACUCCUCCCACCUCCACUUCAGAAGAUAUACUCUGUGCCUCGGGGUCGAGUGCAGACAUAUACAGCUCGGCAAGACCUCUCGCAGAGCAUCUAUGAAGCUUUAGGGGUGACCUUUGACGAUGGGGCCGCCGAGGUUGACGGAACUGUCCGUGACUUCCAAGCAGUUGUCAUCCACGGGAUGGGUGGUGUGGGCAAGACACAGCUGGCACUUAAUUACGCCGAAGAGACUCGUGAAUGUUACAACCCCGUUUUCUGGAUUGACGCUCAAACAAAGGAGACAGUUCAAAUAAGCUUUGAACGGGGAGCAGCCGCCCUGGGACUGACGUUCCGGAACCCCCCAACCGCUGACAUAGAACUACAGGCCUUCCCUGCGGUGGCUGGCGUGUGCUGCUGGUUUUCUGAGCGGGACGAAGGAGACCCUCGAUGGCUGGUGAUUGUUGACAACGCGGACGACACAUCGUGGCGAAUCGAUGAAAUUAUCCCGCGCGGGGUUCGAGGGCAUGUCAUUGUGACAAGUCAGCACCGACAGACUCCAAACUUCCUUGGAGGAUCCUGCAAACUCGUCGAGGCUAGGGAGCUGAGCAGGGAAGAAGCUCGAACUCUACUAAAGGCCCACGUACGUCUGACCGUUGGUAGUGGGUGGGAGCAAGAGCUCGAGGGAAUGGAUGAUCUUUGUGACUUGGUGGUUGGUCGGCUUGGAUGUCUAGCUCUGGCGACAGAACUCGCAGGACUCUAUCUGAGCGAUCAGCUAUCCCAUUUUCUCAACGACACGAAUGUGAUGAAAUCCGAAGCCUUCCGCAGGGUCUUCCGACAAUAUCUGGAUGACUUCGAGCGACAUCAGGAUGAGCUUCUUCAGGGGAAGCCGUUCCAGCGUCUCUCGUCUUAUCAGAAGACGGUAUGGACUGUGUGGGAUACAAGCUUGGCGGCCAUCGAGAAACAGUUCCCACAGAGUCACACGAACCAAAUGCUGACCUUUCUCGCCCAAUUUGACCGAGGACAGGUGGAGAAGGAGAUGUUUCGACUUGCUAGUGAUGGGUGGAGUGACAUGAUUGAUCAAUGCGAAUUAUCUGAAGAUGGAAUACCCGAGUGGCUUCAAUGCAUGGUCAUACGCCACAAUAUUGGUUGGGAUGACUUUCACUACCGACAAGCGACUCAACCGUUGAUGCGCUAUGGGUUGCUUCGCCAAGUAGAUGGCGAAUGGUCAGCAACGACGAUGCACAAUCUGGUUCAGUGGCGUGCGAGAAAAGCUGGAGAGGAGAUGAAAGUAGUCUGGAGACGAUGCACAUUGUUCUUCCUCCUUGCGGCAGUUUGUCGGAUUAAUCGCGACAAAGAACGAUCCUUGUUCCGACGGCAUUUAAUCGCGCAUUUGUUAGAAAUGAACAUCGACUACGGCGAUUUGGUUCAAGAGUUGCAGCUGAAGGAAAUACCACUCGCCUCACUAGCGCAAGAACUCCUGGGAGUGUUCUCCAGCGAAGGUCGAUGGCAGAAAGCAGAGGAGCUGGCUCUCCAAGUACUGAAGGUAAGAAAGAAGGUGCUUGGAGCGAGGCAUCAUCACACAUUGCAAAGUAUGGACAACCUGGGGAGAGCAUUACUGAAUUCGGGAAAGUAUCAGGAGGCGGAGAAGUCAUAUCGGGAAAUAUUGGAGCUGAGGAUAAGGGCAAGAGGAAAGAAGAAUGUCGAAACGCUGCAGUCGAUGGGUGCUCUUGCUUUCACGCUGAACCAAUUAGGAAAGAUUGAGGAGACAGAAGAGACACAACGAGAAGCCUUAGAGAUGACUGGGGAACUAGUAGGAAAGGAGGAUCCUUUCAUGCUGAAGAUGCUUAGUGACCUAAGCAUAAUGCUGCUUGGGUUAGAGAAAUGUGAGGAGGCAGAGAAGAUACUUCGAGAUGUAUUACAGGUACGGCAGAGGCGGCUAGGAAAAGAGCAUCCAGAGACACUGGAAACCAUGAAUAAUCUAGGUUGCGCAUUACGCGGUCUACAGCAGCUCGAUGAGGCGAAGAGCAUGUGCCAGGAAGCAGUACAAGGCUUCGAGAAGAUGCUGGGAAAAGAACAUCCUCGAACACUGACCUCGAUGGAUAACUUCGCCGCGGUACUCUACGCACUACAGGAUCUGGAAGAAGCCAAGACAAUCUUUCAGGAGGUGUUCCAACGCGGAGAGAAGGUGCUGGGGAAGGAACAUCCAGACACACUGAUAAAUAUGAGUAAUCUAGCUUUGGCACUGGGCAAGCUGAAUCAGUAUGAAGAAACGUGGAAACUAUGUCGGGAAGCGGUGCCACUGAUGGAGAAGGUGCUAGGCAAGGAACAUCCAGACACACUGGCAAGUAUGCAUAAUCUAGCUUGGGCACUGAACAAGCUAGGGCAGCAUGAAGAAGCGUUGAAACUAUGUCAUGACGCGGUGCCUCUGAUGGCGAAGGUGCUGGGGAAGGAGCAUCCCUGCACACUACACUGCGGGAGGCUCUUGGAAACAUUAUCGAAGCGUCGAGAUGGGCCUUGA